Molecule: messenger RNA, 1995 nt
Organism: Plasmodium adleri (nom. inval.)
Lineage: Eukaryota; Apicomplexa; Aconoidasida; Haemosporida; Plasmodiidae
Product: inorganic anion exchanger, inorganic anion antiporter
Exons: 6
Coding region: 1-1995 (664 amino acids)
Cellular component (GO): membrane
Source: RefSeq, a predicted model, not a curated record
AUGUUUGAAACAAAUAAAGUUGAAGACGCAACGGUUAACGAAUAUAUAGAAAGACCAGAAGAAUUUAAUAAACUUGAUGAAUCUGUAGAAAGAACAAAAUUAUUUCAUAAUGAUGUUUAUGACAAUGAUAUAAAAGUAUGCUUACCUACAAGAAUUGGAUUUUCUAAAGCAUUUAUAUCUAUGGUAGAUGGAAUAAAAUGGGGGUGGGGAUUUACAAAUACACCUAAAGAAUCAUCUAAAUAUUAUAUAAAUGAAAUAUUAUGUGGAUGUAUAUUAUGUUUAACUAUGUUACCAGAAAUGAUUUCUUUUUGUAUGAUAGCAAAAAUACCACCAUAUCUUGGUUUACAAGGAGCUUCAUUAUUAUCUUUAAUAACAUCAAUUUUUGGUGGUUCUCCUGCAGUUAUACAUGGUGUUACAGGUGCCUUUGCAUCUGUUUGCUCUAAAUAUUUAGUUGAAAGUAAUAAUGUUGAUUUAUUACCAGAUGGAAUUGAAAGACUUUAUGUAUGUAUAUUCAUAUGUUCUAUUAUGUUAUUUUUUUUUUCGUAUUUCCAUAUGUCUGCUUUAAUUCAAUUAAUACCUACACCUGUAUUUAUUGGUUACUGUAACGGCCUUUCUAUCAUUUUUUUAAGAGCUCAAUUGCAUAACUUAAUAAAUCCAUAUACGCAUGAAUAUAUAAAGGGCUACUAUUUGCUCUUUUUUAUCAUCAUAUGUACAUUGGUGGUAUUGAUUGUCGAGUUAUGGAAAAAAAUACCAAAGUUUGGUCAGAAAAUUCCUUCGUCCCUUAUAGCCAUAGCUGUAACUAUAUUUGUGGAGUUUGUCAUUUUGAGAAAAUUUUUACAUAACAAUUUUGCUUCCUUCAAAGAUGUGAAAUCGUUUACAGUAGGGGAUAUGUUUUCAUUUACUUCUGAUAAGGCUAAACCGACAUUUUUGUUUUCGAAUAAGGAUUUAAAUUUUUCAAAGGUGGAAUUUAAUAUGGAUUUGAUCAAACAGGUUGCGAACAUGUUCACUGUGCUGCUUGUUGAAGUAUUAAUGGUUAGUGAAGUCAUAAAAGAUAUGGGAGGUGCUGAAUGUGAUACGAAUGAAACAAUUUUUUCUCUUUUUAUUGGGAAUAUCUUAGCAACAUUGGGUAGUGCAAUAGGUGGUGGUAGUUUAUUAGGAUUGUCUGUUUUAAAUUAUAGAAAUGGAGCAAGGGGUAAAGAGAGUGGAGUAGUGGCUUCUAUAUUGAUAUAUGCUAUUUUGUUGUUUGGAUAUUCAUUAUUAAAUUAUAUACCUUUAUCUUUUCUUUGUGGUAUUAUGAUAACUGUGUUUAUUCAUUGUUUUAAGUGGUUUUCUAUUCCGAUAGUCUUUUUUACAUUUUGUCCAGGGUAUAUAAGAAAUUGUCAUCCCUGUAUGAGUAGAAAAAUAUCAAGAUGGGAUGCCUUCAUCAUAGUUCUUGUAACGGUUUUAUGUGUAUUUGUUAGCGUACCAAAUGGUGUAUUAACUGGUAUAGUUUUAUCAGCCUUAGUAUAUGUAUGGCAAAGUAAAUCAACAUUUAAAUUUGAAAUAUUUUAUGAUAGAGAUACAGAUACGAAGUAUUAUGAAAUUGAGGGUCAUCUUUUUUAUGCUUCUAAGAAAAUGUUUACAAGAUUGUUUAACUACGAAAAUGACAGUUCAACAGUCAAUAUUGUUCUUAAAGGUAAGAGUACAUUAUUUGAUUACACUGCAAUAGAAGCUUUAACAUCUGUAAAACAACAAUAUAAUAUUAAUAAUAAAAAUGUGACUAUACAUGGAUUAAGUCAUGAAUGUAUUAAAAAAAUAGCUAAAAUGAAUCACUUAUGUAAACAAAUUGAUGUUGACUUAGUAAAAGUGGAGGCCCCAGUUGUGCCUUUAUUAUACAAACCUUUACAAACAAUCUUUCAAAAACAAAGAACCAUUAGAAGAAAAAUGUCCUUCAAAAUAAAAAAAAAGAAAAAGGAAAAAACAGAGGAAAAAUUAAAUGAUAUGGAACAACCAUAA